Messenger RNA from Malurus melanocephalus (red-backed fairy wren), 2891 nucleotides. It is a transcript of the gene EXTL1, whose product is annotated as exostosin like glycosyltransferase 1. Lineage: Eukaryota; Metazoa; Chordata; Aves; Passeriformes; Maluridae. The record is from RefSeq and is a predicted model, not a curated record. The transcript is spliced from 10 exons. Gene Ontology annotation, molecular function: glycosyltransferase activity. Gene Ontology annotation, cellular component: membrane.
GUGGGGACAGACGGACCGGGGACAGGAGGACAGAGACGGACAGCUGGGGUCUUUCACAGGCACCCGGGGAGACACGGGGACAGAGAGCCCAGCGCAGGGACAGACGGACAAGGUGACCAGCGGGACGCACACGCCCAGCGCCCCAGCCCCGGGAGCCUCCCGCAGCGGGUCCUCCCGCGCACCGGGAGCCCGGCGGGGCCGCUCCGCCGCUUCUCCCGGCCGGGGAUGCAGCCCGGAGCCGCGGGCAGCCGGAYAUCGGGGCACCGGGACACGGCGGCCCGACACCCACCCGGGGCCGCGAGUGCCCGAAGGGAUUUGAAGCUGGGCCAAGAGAUGGAAAUGUCAUUGUCGCGGCUCGGGGGCCCGGAGAAGUGAGCGGGCGGGACACCGGGACGGUCCCGAGAAAGCAGCACAGCCCUGGGCAGAGGGGGCUGUAGUGGGGUUUGUCACAGACUGCGAGGGCUCAGGACAAUUCCGGGGGGCCAGGAGCUGUCCCAUCGCCCGCUCGGGGUUYGGGACAUCGGCCUUUCCAGCGGACUCUGGCACCCGUGUGAGCCCGAUGAGGAGCUGGGGCUGCCUGUGAACCUAUGCAGACCAGGAAGAAAUACAUUUUCCUGACUUUCCUUGCCUCUUGGCUGCUGCUUUUCCUCUUUGGGGGGGACCAGCUGCGCCAUUUCGCUUUCUUUUCCGGGAGGAAAGCCAAAGCCCGGAGGAGCUGGCCCCACUGGACGGAUCGGUCCCUCCUCAAAAGCUUUGCGGACCCCGAGGAGCUGCAGAGGGAUGGGGACCCUUCCUUGCUGUCCCCCCGGGAGCGGCGGGCGGCGAGGCUGAGCAUCCACAGGAGCAGCAGCUGCCGGAUGGAAACCUGCUUCGACUUCUCCAGGUGCGAGAAGCACGGCUUCAAAGUGUUCACCUACCCCCAGGAGCGGGGCCAGCCCGUCUCGGAGAGCUACGGUAAAAUCCUCAGCUCCAUCCAGCGCUCGCGUUACCACACGGGGAACCCCGAGGAAGCGUGUCUGUUCAUCCUSGGCAUCGACACGCUGGACCGCGACCACCUCUCGGGCCAGUACGUCCRGAAUGUGGAUGAGAAAAUCCGCGGCUUCCCGCUCUGGAACGGCGGCCGCAAUCACCUCAUCUUCAACCUYUACUCGGGCACUUGGCCCAACUACACCGGCGAGCUGGGUUUCGAUAUCGGCCAGGCCAUGCUGGCCAAAGCCAGCUUCGACACCGACAGCUUUCGGCCCGGCUUCGACAUCUCCAUCCCGCUCUUCUCCAAGGAGCACCCGCAGCGMGGAGGGGACAGGGGGUGGCUGUACCAGGACUCGCUGCCCCCGAAAAAAAAAUACCUGCUGGUGUUUAAGGGUAAGCGGUACCUGACGGGCAUCGGCUCCGGCACCCGGAACGCGCUGCACCACAUCCACAACGGGAAGGACAUCAUCUCCCUCACCACCUGCAAGCACGGCAAGGACUGGGAGAAGCACAAGGACACGCGCUGCGACAAGGAUAACGUGGACUACGAAAAGUUUGAUUACCAGGAGCUGCUGCACAACUCCACUUUCUGCAUCGUGCCCCGGGGCAGGCGCUUGGGGUCCUUCCGCUUCCUCGAGGCUCUGCAGGCCGCCUGCAUCCCGGUGCUGCUGAGUGACGGCUGGGAGCUGCCCUUCGCCGAGGCCAUCGACUGGGGCAAAGCUGCGGUCGUGGGCAGCGAGAGGCUCCUGCUGCAGAUCCCCUCCGCCGUGCGCUGCAUCCACCCCGAGCGCGUCCUGGCCUUCCAGCAGCAGACGCAGCUCCUGUGGGACGCCUACUUCUCCUCGGUGGACAAGAUCGUGCACACCACGCUGGAGAUCAUCAAGGACCGCCUGGCCCCGCACCGCUCCCGCUCCCGAUUCCUCUGGAACGCGCUGCCCGGCGGGCUCYUGGUCCUGCCUGAUUUCUCCACCCACCUCGGGGAUUUUCCUUUCUACUACCUGCAGCACGGCUCCAGCCCCUCCAAGAAGUUCACGGCUUUCAUCCGGGCGGUCUCGCAAGCAGGGUCCCCGUCCCAGUCCAUCCUCAGGCUCAUUCAAGCUGUCUCUGCAUCCCAGUACUGCGCGCAGGUGGGAGGAGCUGAGUCCCCAAUCAAUCUGUGCAUUCAGUGGGAUAAAUGAGGCCCCUGGCCCAUGGCACAGCCCAGCCUGUCCUUGCUCCCUCCACAGCUCAGUGACCGCUUCUUCCCCUUCGAGGCCAUCCAGACGGACGCGGUGCUGAGCCUGGACGAGCACACCAUCCUCUCCACCAGCGAGGUGGACUUUGCCUUCGUGGUGUGGCGCAGCUUYCCCGAGCGCAUCGUGGGCUUCCCCGCGCAGAGCCACUUCUGGGACCGCGAGCAGGGGCGCUGGGGCUACACCUCCAAAUGGAACAACGAGCUCUCCAUCGUCCUCACGGCCGCCGCCUUCUACCACAGGUAUUACCACACCCUCUUCACCGAGUACCUGCCCGCGGGGCUGCGGGAGCUGGUGGACGGGCUGGCCGCCUGCGAGGACAUCCUGAUGAACGUGCUGGUGGCCGCCGUCACCAAGCUGCCACCCAUCAAGGUGACCCAGCGCAAGCAGCACAAGGAGGGGGCGGCCCAGCAGGAGCAGUGCAGGGAUGGGGCUGCGGGGACCCCCCAGACCCCACACUCCGCUCCGGCCGCGGCGAAGGGCACUGCCGGCAGCCGGAGAUCCUCCCAGCGGCAGGACUGCCUGGACCAGUUGGCCGACUGGUUUGGCUACAUGCCCCUGGUGUCCUCCCAGCUGCGGCUCGACCCCGUCCUCUUCAAAGACCAGGUCUCCGUCCUGCGCAAGAAAUACCCGCGCUUGGAGAAGCCGUGAGGGCUGCCGGGCUCGGGGCCGGCUCCGGUGCCCMRYUCC